Messenger RNA from Stegastes partitus (bicolor damselfish), 1355 nucleotides. Its product is annotated as keratin, type I cytoskeletal 13-like. Gene Ontology annotation, cellular component: cytoskeleton. NCBI's taxonomy places the organism in Eukaryota, Metazoa, Chordata, Actinopteri, Pomacentridae. Bases 57 to 1310 code for a protein of 417 amino acids. The record is from RefSeq and is a predicted model, not a curated record. The transcript is spliced from 7 exons. Gene Ontology annotation, molecular function: structural molecule activity.
CAAGUCCGGCCUCUCCUGCAUUCUCUCCUCCAUCCAGAGCAGCAGACACCUCCACCAUGUCCACCCAGAACCGCAUCUACGCCUCCCGUCGGGCUAACAGCGUGUACGCCGGUGCCGGAGGCAACGAGGUCCGAAUCUCCAGCUAUGCAGGUCCCAGAAACUUUGCCUCAGUUAACCGCUCAGGUUUCUCUGGAUCAGGCUUCUCUGGCUCAGGUAUGUCCGGUGGCGGAGGCUUCGACCUGGCUGACGCCAUCCCAGACAUCAACGACAACAAGAAAGCCACAAUGCAGAACCUGAACGACCGCCUGGCCUCCUACCUGGACAAGGUCCGCAAGCUGGAGGCCGCCAACGCCGACCUGGAGCUGAAGAUCCGGCAGUUCCUGGAGAGCAAGACCAAACCCGAAGGCCACGACUGCUCUGCGUACAUGGCCGUGAUCAAUGGGCUGCAGGAACAGAUCUUAGAUGGUACCCGUGUAAAUGGAGGUCUGUACCUGGCCAUUGAUAACGCAAAGCUGGCUGCUGAUGACUUCAAGGUCAAGUACGAGAAUGAACUGGCCAUGCGUCAGAGUGUGGAGGCCGACAUCGCCGGGCUCAGGAGGCUGCUGGAUGAGCUGACUCUGGCCCGAUCAGACCUGGAGAUGCAGAUCGAAGGUCUGAAGGAGGAACUGAUCCUCCUGAAGAGGAAUCACGAGGAGGAUCUGCUCGGUCUGCGGGCCCAGAUGAGUGGUCAGGUGAACGUGGAGGUGGACGCUGCUCCUCAGCAGGAUCUGUCCGUCGUCAUGGCUGAAAUUAGAGAGCACUACGAGACCGUCGCCAGCAAGAACCGCAAAGAGCUGGAGACCUGGUUCCAGGCUAAGAGAGACACCCUGAAUAAGGAAGUCGCGUCCAGCACAGAGAUCCUUCAAACGUCUCGCUCUGAGGUCACGGAGGUCAAACGCACGCUGCAAGCUCUGGAGAUCGAGCUCCAAUCACAGCUCAGCAUGAAAUCGUCUCUGGAGGGAACCCUCGCUGACACCCAGAACCGGUACGCCAUGAUGCUGGUGAGUUACCAGAACCAGGUGUCCAUGCUGGAGGAGCAGCUGAUGCAGCUUAAGGCCGACCUGGAGAGGCAGUCGCAGGAGUAUCAGAUGCUUCUGGACAUCAAGACCAGGCUGGAGUUGGAGAUCGCCGAGUACAGGAGGCUGCUGGAUGGAGAGCUGCUCAGUGCUCCUCAGUCGUCGACCACCACCACGACUCGCCGUGUCGUCAUCGUCACCAAGGAGGUCACUGAGGAUGGAGAAACAACAUCAGAAACCACUGAGAUCAGCUAAGAAACAUCAGAAGAACUCAAAUAAAAUGCCUCUGAUGAACCGACA